This is a messenger RNA of Anastrepha obliqua, 474 nucleotides long. RefSeq names its product homeotic protein spalt-major-like. The transcript is spliced from 3 exons. Bases 1 to 474 code for a protein of 157 amino acids. NCBI's taxonomy places the organism in Eukaryota, Metazoa, Arthropoda, Insecta, Diptera, Tephritidae. The record is from RefSeq and is a predicted model, not a curated record.
AUGCGUAGUGAUUUUAAAGAUAAUCAUCAAGAAACGAUCAAUAAAAUGAUACAAUUUGGCACCGUUAAAUAUGGAAUCGUCAAACAGUUGAAAGAUCGUGCGAGAAGCGCCGAGAAAGCUUCAGAUGAUUCGAGCGAUCAGGAGGAGAAUGGUGCUUGCUGCUCGCCCAUUACUAGCCAAGAAAUGGCGAGUAACAAAGACUCCACAAACACAACAACGGCAACAACGGGAGCUACGAAUGUGGUUGCCUCGCCGAAGCAAAGUGCAAUUGGCAAUGAUUUGUCCGUUGCGGCACAAGCCCAAGAUCGCGCACAAAGCGCAGCCGAUGUGGCAGAAAAUAGCACAACAACAGAAGCUGCUGCACACGACGUUGCAGUCACUGAAGAUCACAAUCACAACAACACCAGCAACAUCGACGGCAAUAGCAAUAGCAACGGCAGCGCCAAUGAUGUUAUAAUCGUUUACUACAAUUGA